This is a messenger RNA of Gongylonema pulchrum, 777 nucleotides long. The record is from the annotation of a GenBank genome assembly. NCBI's taxonomy places the organism in Eukaryota, Metazoa, Nematoda, Chromadorea, Rhabditida, Gongylonematidae.
AUGUCGUCGUCUUCGUCAGGAGGGCCAGCGCUUCCCGAAGGCAGGAAAGGAAAGACAAAAGGGCCUAGCUUAUAUGAAGUCCUGGGUAUCCGGAAAGAUGCAUCUGAGGAUGACAUCAAGCGUGCAUAUAGGAAGCUUGCCCUGAAGUCAAAAGGGCCUAGCUUAUAUGAAGUCCUGGGUAUCCGGAAAGAUGCAUCUGAGGAUGAUAUCAAGCGUGCAUAUAGGAAGCUUGCCCUGAAGUACCAUCCGGACAAGAACCUUGAGGGCAGUCCGGAAAAAACUGAGCGUUUCAAAGAAAUAAACCAUGCGCACGCGGUCCUUUCGGUCCCAUCCAGGCGAAAAAUGUAUGACGAAUACGGUGAAAUGGGUCUUAAACUGAUGCAGCAGUUCGGAGACGACGACGCUAUGAUCAGUCUCGCUUUCAAGCCCUGGUUUAAGUGGAUGUUUAUUAUCUGCGGUCUUUCAACAUGCUGCUGUUUCUUCUGCUGCUGCGGAUGCUUUUUCUGCUGUAACUGCUGCUGUAACUUUUGCUGUGGCAAAUAUAAACCGAAAGGUUUUGAUGAGGAUGAAAACGAGGAAGCAGAUGUGGGACCGGAAUCGAAUGGGGAAAUUCCUGUUAUUGUGGAUCAACCUGAUGAUGUAGUUAGACUCCCUACGCCGGCGGAAGGUUAUGAAAACAUGACGUUUGCAGGGGCUCCUUUGAAGAUAACUGUUGUAAAAUCAUCUUCUACAUCACAGGCGGUAAACUGUGGGGAUGAUGCGAUGGGUCCUCAUUGA